Messenger RNA from Corticium candelabrum, 1439 nucleotides. RefSeq lists its product as uncharacterized. The record is from RefSeq and is a predicted model, not a curated record. Bases 62 to 913 code for a protein of 283 amino acids. The transcript has a single exon. NCBI's taxonomy places the organism in Eukaryota, Metazoa, Porifera, Homoscleromorpha, Homosclerophorida, Plakinidae.
UUUGGGAUUGGUAUCUCAUGAAAUAUCGCUUAUCCUGGGAACUAGUAAUGAUUCAUUUUCUAUGCUAUCUGCAAAUCAAGUCAUAUCGAAACAACGAAUAAAAGCUUUAAACCAGCAGCUGCCGUUGGACAUUGGUAGGCUUCCUGGCAAGGUUGUUGACGGUGAUCAUCGUGCUAAAAUGACAGCAGCUCAAUGGAAACAUUUCAUUGUUAUAUAUGCCAGGGCAUGCUUCAUAAAACUUGUUCUACCUACUGUUUACACAAGUCUUCGACUGCUAGCAGAAGUAGUCGAGCUUUUAAUAGAUGAUUCACCUACACAAGAAAUCAUUGAUCUGAUAGAAGUUAAAAUACAACGUCAUCAUGAGGCCUAUUGUAAGGCCUAUGGGAAAUGGAAUGUCACUGUUAACUAUCACAUGGCAUUACACACGGCAGAUUGUCUGAAUGACUUUGGACCUGCAAACAAUUUUUGGUUGUUUGCUUAUGAACGUGAGAAUGCUGUUGUUGGCAAUGCUCCGACUAAUGGAAUAUCAAUUGAAGGGCAGUUAUUUAGAAGAUAUCAUGUGCAAUAUCAGCUGGAGAGCUCUUUCAUCGAUCCUGUGGAUCUGCCACAGCUACCUUCAAUUCCUGCUGAUCUGUAUGCUCUUUAUGAAAGUUGGACUGAUAUAGUGACGAACUUGGAUUUUGGCAGGUGGCUGCCUAGUAGAUUACAAUUAGCCGCAUCUACUAGAAUUACUAAUGCUGAAGGAGAAGACCUUAUGCGCGUGCAGCUAAUGUUAGAUGCCGAUGAAGAUGAUGAUUCAAUGAACUCUUGGCCAGUUAGUCUUUGUCACCCAGCUAGAAAAAUUUUACUUUGGCAGAUAAUGUACAGGCUUUGCUUGUCAAACACUUUCAGCAAGUUUAUGGUGACAAGUUAGUCUGUGUUGCCAGGAAGAUUGACUUGUUUGCACGAUGUAUGGUCAAUGGAUGUGUCUUUAGUUCAGAGAUGAACAGAACAAAUCGAACAAAUGCCGUUCUAGUGUACUGGACAAUCCUCGAUGACCAAGAUCAGUUUGUAACGAAGCCAUACAUUGGCAAUGUUUUGUUUUUUCUUCAAGCACUUGUUUAUAUUAGAGAAUCUGGAACAGACGAGAUCAAACUGUUACGCCAUACCCUUGCCAGAGUGGAGUGGAUCAAGCCAAGUUCAACUUCAGUUGAUUUUGAUUCAGGCUUGCUUUCCCUGCAAAGGAGAAACUACAGUGAAAGUCACUUUCCUUUUAUUACUCCACGAAGGCUAAUAUGCAAAUGUGCUCUAAUUGAUAUUAGUCAAAAACGUUUGGUUGUGCAAAUUCCUGUUAGUUUAUAAUGUUGUAUUUGUACAUGGUAUAGACUUAUUAAUUAACUAUUAUUGUAAUUGGAAAUUGUAGACAUUUGUAAUAUUCUAACCCUAGCUACUGACUUUCA